AUGGAAACAAUUCAACCCUCUUCUCCAGGCGAGCCUUCUCAUGAAGGGAGCCAAAAUCCUAUGGACUCUCCUCCUUCCACGAUUCCCCUAGAUGAACCACAGUUUCGCGAUACCGAAAGCACUGCGGGCUCCAUCAUUGUACUGGAUGAUGACGACGACCAGACUGCAGCUUCCACAUCGCGACCGCGGCGUGCAAACAAAAGGCCGCUUGACUAUAGCUACCGAGACUAUGAACAGCUGAUGGAGGCUGUUGCCGCACGCAAUCCUCCACGCAGACGGAAGAGGCAGAAAAACGCCGAUACGCUGUCACUUGAAUCCACAUUGGAACAAUUUUCCCAGGAUGUUCGGGAUCAGGGCCAAGCGUGGAUACAGGAGAUCAAAGAUCUUCGAUACGCGCUGAGGAGUUUAUACGAGCGAAGAGAAGACCUUGAAGAGAAGCUUCGUGCGUCAGAAGAGAAGACACAGAAACUCCAACGGGCUCUUGAUGAACGAAAAAGCCUCCAGUACUUGCAGUGUCAGAUCUGUUACAAGUCAAAGGAAUAUUGGCGCGUACUUGGCUGUGGCCAUGUGUAUUGUACUACCUGCAUAAGUGACAUGAACACGGCUGAGCCACUAUUCAACUCCAACUGUCCUUGCUGCAGAGAGCGCAUCGUAUCCUGCAAGGCCUUAUAUCCAGAACUAGUUGAACAUCAGAUUUAA
Molecule: messenger RNA, 699 nt
Organism: Talaromyces atroroseus
Lineage: Eukaryota; Fungi; Ascomycota; Eurotiomycetes; Eurotiales; Trichocomaceae
Exons: 2
Coding region: 1-699 (232 amino acids)
Source: RefSeq, a predicted model, not a curated record